Molecule: messenger RNA, 4056 nt
Organism: Porites evermanni
Lineage: Eukaryota; Metazoa; Cnidaria; Anthozoa; Scleractinia; Poritidae
Source: the annotation of a GenBank genome assembly
ACAAAUGGCUGUCGAGCGUUGAGGUUCAACCCCUCAUUAGAUGGCAAGUUUCUGGAUGGCCAUGUCAUCGAAAGCAGCCAGGAAAUAAUGACGAAAGAUGACUGCGAGCUUGAAUGCUUUAUGAACGCUGACUGUGUGUCGUACAAUUUUGGCACCAACCUAACCGCGGGUGAAAAAAGGGGAACAGUGUGCGAACUGAGCGACUCAACUGCCGAUAUACACCCUGGCGAUGUUAAAAAUAGAACUGGAUUCAGUUAUACACCAGCUGAGGUAAGAUUGCUCUCGACUCCUAGCUCUCAGUAGGCUCUAUUGUUUUCUAUAGUAAAACCAAAAAAUAAACGAAUUUUGGUUGAGAGAUAACAUGAAGCUGCAUCAACAACUGCCUUGCCAAAGUGGUCAAGCACGUUUAACAGCCUUGCACCGCCUAUAAUGAGUCACAAAACAGGGGACACCCUCAGGACGGGGGCAAGUGUUCCUUGAAUAGAAGUUGGGCUGCGGGGUUUGUUAAUAAUGAACCAACAAAGAAACGUUGAACAGCCUUGCACCGCCUAUAAUGAGUCACAAAACAGGGGACACCCUCAGGACGGGGGCAAGUGUUCCUUGAAUAGAAGUUGGGCUGCGGGGUUUGUUAAUAAUGAACCAACAAAGAAAACAUACAAAAAUCAUCAAUAACUUAUAUUCCUACGACAUUAUACGUUGAAUUCAAGCAAACACUUUUCAUCGAUUUAAGUGAGAUAGUUAAGUUUGUGAAAGCUUCCACAUUUUUUAUUAGUGCACACCUGAAGAUAUCAACCCUCUUUGUGAUCAGUCACAUUUUGAGAGCUAAGGUGUGCCCUGAAUGGAGGUUAAACUCAGGUUUUCGGACCCAGAAAAAGUGUCCCUUUCCCCUGAAUAGAGGUGUCCCUUCAAUAGAGGUAACAAAUACAAAGAUUAUGUGAACAUAUUUCCGGGACCAAAUUUUGUGCCCCCUGAAUGGAGUUGUCUCUUGAAUAGAGUUGUCCCAAACGAGAGGUUUCACUGUAUUGCGAUUUUGAGAUUCAAAAGUCAAAAGAGAAAUCCUCGAUCUCUUGCUUUUAUUAUUUUGAAUUUAUAAUGCGUGCCUUAAUAACCUCUAACUGGCCUUAAGUGUGUUAAUUGUCGUCAAGAGACUAUAAAGGGGACAGAGGGGGCAUCCCCCCAUAUACACCCUAUUCCGUAGGUAAUUCGUCUCGAGUUAUUUUUAACACCACAGAUCUCAAGGGGGAUUAGACAACAGCCAAUCACAUAGCGCGAAUGUGUUCCGCGUGGAUGACCCACGCUGAGAGCCACGCGUCCUUCACGAAAUGACGCAGAACAAAAUGGGGGAAGACGCGGAGAGCGAUUUUGCUAUUCCUUUUGUCGACGAAAACGACUACAGCGAGAUUUCUGCGAAAGCUGUGUCAGCGAAACCGAAAUUAAAAAAGAAUCGCCCUUCCUCUCUUGUAUAGAGCUAACAGUAGAGCAGGGAAAUCCUUAACACACUGAAUAUUCUCUCAGGAUCAUUUAUAAUUUACAGUUUGAAGAGAGCAAUUUCUGGUUUGAUGUUUAUUUUUUUCAGUCUUUAUAGCGAUUAUUCCUACCCACUUACUUUGUCAAUUGUAGGCGAACCCUCCUAAAGCUGAAUUUCAAGGGACCAUAUUCAAGCUCAGAAAGAGAAAUAAAAUUUCGUCGUUGCUUAUUUACGUCCUCCAUAAAACGCGAAAUUAGGCAUUUUCACGUCGUAGUCGUGCAAAAACGGGAAAGAAAUGAACAAAAAAGUGUGUUGCACGUGCGAAGUUGUUGUUUUGCUAAUUAAACCUAUUGUUUUUUUGACGUUCUAGUUGUCGUCCGCGUCGUUGGAUCUUAAACUCCCUAAAUUGUACAAACGACCGGUUUCAAUAGACCGGCGAAAUUUCUCAUUUUAUUAAAGCACUGAGGUUACGACAACUUCGAGUUAAACUGAUUUCACGGGUUGUCAAAGAGUCCAGCGAUUCCUUUUUCCCAGGUGAGCGCCGACUCAUUUCGCUUCAAUAUUCAGGAAUGCUCUCGAUCUUUUUACGCUUUCAUUGCCUCUCGCCCGACAUGUUUUGCACGGCGUUUGGUCAUGCGAAACCUCCACGAAACAUCCACGCCUCGCGCGAGGUAACUUUAUCCCGAUUCUAAAAAUAACUCGAGACGAAUUACCUAUGGAAUAGGGUGUAUAUGGGGGAUGCCCUCUCUGUCCCCUUUAUAGUCUCUUGUUGUCGUAUAAUGAUAGACUAUUUUGUCUCUGCUUUUUUAACAGAACACUUGCGUGGACAAUAACUGCUCGCCGAAUAGCCGCUGUCAAACUGGAUUCACUGAUCGCGGAUACAGAUGCGUGUGUGAUACAGGCAUCACGGGAGAAUUCUGCGAAACAGGUUAUCAUAUUAAGGCUGAGGAUUAGGCUCAUGUAAUUCUUUUUUCGUCAGUAUAGUAGGGUUACGAAGAAUGGUGAAGCCGAAAUUAGCUUAACUUACUAACUUGACGUAAACUGGCCAAACGUUAUCGCCACAUCGAUGCAUAGAUCUCCAAAACGUUAUCUGCGGCUUUAAAAAAUUCUCAAUAGAAAAGACAAAAAAAUCAGCAAAGAUCCUGCUACUGUUACCCCUUGACAAAGUAUUUGGAAUCCUUUUCUUCUUGACAUGUUUUCUUAAAUCAUUUUGAUAAUUUGGUGGUUCCAUCUAACGCUUAGCGGGUCAAAAUCCAAGGAGUUUGUAGUUGAAGUUGCGCGACCGCAAAACAGCACCAUGGUCGCCAGAGGCCUUCUCGUUCACCAGCAGCGAGAAGCGUAAAGGGAAAAUAACACCUCUGGCAUCCAGCAAAACAGUGUAAAUGAAAGUAAAUUAUUUCUGAUCGCAUGAAUAACAAUGCUGAUUUUUUUUAAGCAAUUAGACUGGGUGAAAAAGCCAACCCUGGCAAAUCGUGUAAAGACAUGUUAGACAGUGGGGCUGCUACAGACGACGGGGAGUACUGGAUCGACCCCGAGAAAGACGGAAGCCCUUUGAAAGUGUAUUGUGACACGACCACUGACGGAGGUGAGUGACUACUUGCGUUAUCAUCUCUAUCUCUUUUACUCCAAACGCUCCCUCGAGAUCCGUAGAUAGACCCACUCUGAUGCGUCUAAUUCUUAACUCUCUGCUCUCAGCAAGCGUGGGAGCUUGUGACGGUGUACUCCGUGUCCAUCGACAGAUGUCCACCAUACAGCCUCCUCGUGGCCUACCACGCCCUCUAUUUCCAGGAAUUCGUCCGUACAUGAUGGUGUUCAUGUUUGCCUGGCCGUCAUGUCUAAGCUUAUACGGAUGUCUUGUGACAUGGCCAAAGAAUUUCAGUUUCCGCUCUUUUUUUGCACUAUUUGAAUGGGGGAUUUCUGUGUUAAAAUUUCCACUGGCUCUUUUAAUUUAGCGACUCAUUUGUGGGUUUGUCUAUCCAAAAAUGUCCCUGAUUUGCAGUCAUUUUAUUUACUCAUUUGUUAAUUUAUGUUCAGGAGGCUGGCUUCUUGUUACCAACAUUCUGGGUGUGUAUGAGACUGGUAGCAUCCAGCAAUCCUGGGCCCCUUCAAGUUCAUACGACGAGAUCAAUAAUUACAAUUACAGUCAAAAUGUGGGUAUCACUGCCAGCGCCUUGGGUCGGCUGAGGUUGCACUUGAACUUCACUCAACUGAGAUUCCACUGCAGCAAGCAACAUGGGCGUACCUUCCACGUCAUCACGGCCACCAACAGCAAGGGUGAAGCUGUAGUCCACUACUUCAGCGGUCAGACUGACACACUUCCAGGUUCCUGCGACUCGUUUCAGAGGAUGAACGACGAUACGUCCGUGUUGGCUUUGCAUUGUGCUUAUUGGGGAAAUGAUAGCAGACAAUACGUCGGAAAAUGGGGACACCAUGACAAAAAGGACGCUACAUUUCGAUUGUACGAUCAUGCGGCAUUUAUAGCUUCCAGGUAUCACUGGCAUAUUGUUGGGGACUAUUGGCUCUGUGACGACGCGAUCAAUCUCUUUACAAAAUCAUCGAGAGAUUUCUGGAAAAUUUUUGUACGCUGA